This is a messenger RNA of Geodia barretti, 3261 nucleotides long. Lineage: Eukaryota; Metazoa; Porifera; Demospongiae; Tetractinellida; Geodiidae. The record is from the annotation of a GenBank genome assembly.
AUGGAUGAACUUCUUGAAACAGUCAAGAGAUUAACAAGAGUUGUCGGUACCAUUAAUUCUGAAUUGCUGGAAAGAGCUGAGAAUUUAUGCGAAACAAGAGAUCAAAUUCUAGACACACAGAUUAACCCAUAUACCAUGACUGUUGAUGAAAGGGAUGAUACAGGUUAUAAGUCUCUUCCAAUACUCCCAGAGUGGAGGGAAAUCAAGGAAGACAAUGGUACUCCCACUGAGGUUCGUCCCAAUAAAGUGGACGCUCCAUACAAGGACUGGAUGGAGUAUUAUGACAUACAGUUUCGUCUCGUUCGGGAAGACUUCAUUGCACCUCUGCGACGUGGUGUGGCUGCCUUCCUACAGGGAGUGAAGAAUCGUGAUGUUAAAAUUUACAAUAGAGCAAAGAUUGUCUCGCAAGUAACUACAAUAGAAAAGGGAAUUUGCUUUGUUGUCAAAUUUGAUGCUUCUGGCUUUUGCAAAGCUAAAUACAAUUGGAAGCAAUCAAAGAGGUUGAUAUUUGGUUCGCUUUUGUGUUUUAUUUCUAGAAUGAACAUGUUUGAAAUAAGUGCCAUGUUUGCCACUGUUGCAAAACGAGAUAUAUAUGAAUUAGAGAAAGGAAAUAUCAUGGUUCAUUUUGAAGGCAAUAUACUCUCCGAAGCAGUGAAUCACUGUGCAAUGGGUACAGAGUUUGAUAUUAUUGAAUCGAAUUCCUAUUUUGAAGCAACUAGCCCAAUACUUAAAAGUCUACAAGAAGCUGAAGUUGCAACAAUGCCAUUCACAAAACAAUUAAUUGAAGGAAAGUAUGAGUCGGUUUUACCACCAGCUUACCUUAGAGAAACAACUCAAGUUCCCAUAUACAACUUGUCUUGCCUGCAUGGGCCAGUGGGGAAGAGAAAAAACAAGCCUCUAAUGAUAGAGGUUCUAAAUAAAGAAAGCUGGAAGGCAACGAGUAAUAGUAAACUUGACUCGUCACAGCUGAAUGCAAUCCAGACAGCUCUGACUCAAGAGAUUUCUGUCAUUCAAGGACCACCAGGGACAGGGAAAACCUACAUUGGAUUGAAGAUAGUUGAAGCCUUGCUCGACAAUAGACACAUUUGGGAUCCUCUCAAGUCAAGUCCAAUACUAGUGAUGUGCUACACAAAUCAUGCCCUGGACCAGUUCCUGGAGGGAAUCAUUGACACUGAAUGCUGUGGAAGAAAACCGAAAGUUAUAAGAGUCGGUGGUAGAUGCAAGAAUGAGAAAGUGAACCGCUACAAUCUGAGAAAAGUACGUGAAAAGUUAUCAAAACAGCAUUAUUUAGAAAAAGAAAAGUUGCAAUGUAACCCAAAUGAAGUUUGGCAAUAUUUAAAGGAUUAUUUCAAACGUGACACACUCUUGCCAUUGUACGUCUUGCAGAAAGUAGUUCAUCCAUACCACUACUAUCAGCUGACACAGAUGGCACAAUGUGCAGAGCAACAACAUAAGGAAGUUGAAGUCUGGCUGGAUUUAUGGCAUUUAACCUCUACCAAUGUGCGUCACUUUCCUAAUGAGGACAAGGAUUUAAUUGUGGUGGACAAAGUUGGUCAGUUUAAUGAUGAAGUAGUCCAAGGUAGUGUAAAAGACUUGCCUGAACAGGAAGAUGAUACUUUCCUCAUAGACUAUGACAGACAGUAUGAAGGUGAUGAUGAAGGAUAUAAGAGUGCUAUAUUGCAGAAAUAUUUCACAGAAAAGAUGAAGAGCCAAUACGUUCAUCCUUAUGUUGAAGAUGUAUCAACAUCUGAGUCAGACAAUGACAGACCAAAAGUUGAAUUUGAGGGAGAGAAAUGGGUUCGUAAAGUAAAUGCCAACAAAUGGAUAAAACAAAAUUUACACAAAAACUCCAUGGAUGACGAAGAAGUUGAAGAGCUAUCAUAUAUUUCUAUUGGUAAAUUAAGUAUUGAGGAUCGAUGGCGAUUGUAUAAUUACUGGGAAGAACAGUGGUAUAAGUUCUUGCAAGAAGAAAAUGGAAAGAUGGCUCAGGAGUACAAUGAAAAGUGCAGCGAAAUAAAUGAAUUGAGGCAACGUGGAGACCAGCACACACUAGAGUCUGCAGAUGUGGUUGGAAUGACCACCACAGGAGCUGCCAAGUACCAGCACAUCCUCCACCACAUCAAACCAAAGAUUGUGAUUGUGGAGGAGGCAGCAGAGGUUCUGGAGGCUCACAUUGUCUCUGCUCUCAGUGCUGGCACCCAACACCUCAUUCUCAUUGGAGACCACAAGCAACUCAGACCCAAACCUAAUGAACAUGUCCUAGCAACAGAGUACAACCUCUCCAUCUCCCUGUUUGAACGUCUGGUGAGGAAACAGAUGUCUAAAGCAACACUAGAGAUUCAACAUCGCAUGAGACCAGAGAUUGCUCAACUGGUGUGUCCUCAUGUGUAUGAGAAGCUCUUGAACCAUGAAAGUGUUCAGAAAUACCCUGACAUACGAGGAAUAUCAAAGAAUAUGUUCUUCGUUCAUCACAGUGAGCCAGAAAGUGAGCACCCAGGCUUGCUAAGUUAUCAAAACGACUUUGAAGCCAACUACAUUGUUGGUCUCUGUGCCCACCUACUGAGACUGGGCUACUCUCCAAGUCAAAUAACUAUCCUCACACCUUAUGUUGGACAGCUUCUGCUGUUAAGAAACAAGAUGCCAAAGAGUGAAUUCAAUGGAGUUCAUGUGACAGCAAUAGAUAACUUUCAGGGAGAAGAAAAUGACAUCAUACUGUUUUCAAUGGUCCGCAGUACCAAUCCUAACAGCAGAAGAACAACAAUUGGUUUUAUGAAAGAAGACAACAGAGUUUGUGUGUCUCUGUCGAGAGCAAAGCAUGGAUUCUAUGCCAUUGGAAAUUUUGAGUUGAUCCGUCACCAGAGCCUGCUGUGGGAGUCAAUCAUCUCUGACGUGGAGAGGAGAGAAUGUUAUGGCAACUCCCUCCCUCUCUACUGCUGCAAUCAUCCUGAGACAAAAUACUCAGCCCAGACAGGCUCAGAUUUCGAAGCUAGAGCACCAAAUGUUGUGGCCACCGCUGCUCUGGAAAAUGUGGGGAUUGCUACUCAUCAAGGAUGCAUGCUGUCUGCAUCUUUGAAAUCAAAUUACAUCAUUAUUCUGGUGACCACAGCAAUUGCCAUGAACGGUGUAGCUGGGACUGUAAGCACUUUAAGUGUGGCCGGGAAUGUACAGAGGAAUGUGACAGACCUCAAUGCAAUGAAAUUUGUGACAAGGAACUGCGUUGUGGUCACAGGUGUCCUGGACUCUGCGGAGAGAGAUGCAUGA